Messenger RNA from Chinchilla lanigera (long-tailed chinchilla), 1344 nucleotides. RefSeq names its product zinc finger protein-like 1 (gene Zfpl1). Lineage: Eukaryota; Metazoa; Chordata; Mammalia; Rodentia; Chinchillidae. The transcript has 8 exons. The coding region runs from base 149 to 1081 and encodes 310 amino acids. The record is from RefSeq and is a predicted model, not a curated record. Gene Ontology annotation, cellular component: Golgi apparatus.
AGACGUGGCAGCGGAGGAUAAUCGAGGCGGCUCGGGCUGAAGCGGGCAGAGCGGCAGCGGGUGAGCGCAAUACCUGUCCUGCGCCUCGAACCAGUGCUUGCGCUAGUCGGGACCGGAGGCGCGGCCGAUCAGUAACACAGGGUCGGUCAUGGGACUUUGCAAGUGCCCCAAGAGGAAGGUGACCAACCUAUUUUGUUUCGAGCACCGAGUCAACGUCUGCGAGCACUGCCUGGUAGCCAAUCACGCCAAGUGCAUCGUACAGUCCUACCUGCAGUGGCUCCAAGAUAGUGACUACAACCCCAACUGCCGCCUUUGCAGCACACCCCUGGCCAGCCGGGAGACGACCCGACUUGUCUGCUAUGAUCUCUUCCAUUGGGCCUGCCUCAAUGAACGUGCUGCCCAGUUACCCCGAAACACAGCGCCUGCUGGCUAUCAGUGUCCUAGCUGCAACGGUCCCAUCUUCCCCCCAACCAACCUGGCUGGCCCUGUAGCUUCUGCACUGAGAGAGAAGCUGGCUACCGUCAACUGGGCCCGAGCAGGACUGGGCCUCCCUCUGAUUGAUGAGGUGAUGAGCCCAGAGCCUGAGCCCCUCAAUUCAUCCAGCUUCUCUGACUGGUCCAGCUUUAAUGCCACUGGCCCCCCUGCACAGGAGAAGAUAGAAAGUACUUCUGCACCCACAGUCUUCUACAGCCAGGCCCCUCGGUCCCCUUCAUCACCCAGCCCACCUGACCAGCACACAGUCAUCCACAUGGGCAGUUCUGAGCCCUCAACUCACGCCCCAAGGAAGGUGUAUGACACACGGGACGAUGACCGGGCGCCAGCCCUCCAUGGGGAUUACGAUGAUGACAAGUACCGCCGCCGGCCUGCCCUGGGCUGGCUGGCCCAGCUGCUCAGGAGCCGGGCCGGGUCUCGGAAGCGGCCGCUGACCCUACUGCAGCGGGCAGGGCUGCUGCUGCUCUUGGGGCUGCUGGGUUUCCUGGCCCUCCUUGCCCUGAUGUCUCGCCUGGGCCGGGCUGCAGCUGACAGUGAUCCCAAUCUGGACCCACUCAUGAACCCUCACAUCCGUGUGGGCCCCUCAUGAGCCCUGGGUUGUGACUGGGCCAGCCCAGGGCUCCAAGGAGGGAAGACUGGGGGACCUAGGAGCUCUUCUCCAUUCCUGUCCCUCAAGCCUAAGACACUAAGAUCCCAGGCCCACAGCCAAGGCCACCAGAGCAGCUGCAGGCUGGGCCUGGAGUCCUGUAGGUGAAGCAUUUGUCUUAAUUUGCUUCUUGGGUCUCCUGCCUCCCACCCCAACCCCUCAAAGGAGCUGACAGGGGCGAAUAAACAACAGACUUUAUUAAAACA